AUGAAACAUUUAGCAGUUGCUGUUGAAGAAGAAGAAGAUAAUAACGAUGUAACUCAUCUUGAAUCGAUCAUUCCAAACUAUCGAAUAGCCUUUUUGGAUGUUCUCUUCACUAAUAAAACGUUUCGUUUAAAGCACGCUUAUUCAAUAUGCUGUUGGUUGGUGGUGAUCAUUUUUGUAGCAAUUGCCUAUGUAACCAGGACAAACUAUCUGAAAAAUUCGAAUAAACCAAUUGUGAAACAGACUCAACAUUGUUACGUUUGUGACAAUUAUGCAAGUUUGUCAGAAAGUUCUGGUUUUCGUCCUGGUCCUGGGACUGGAUUGGCAUGGUUUGGUGGAAAACCGGUAGUUGGUGGUUGGACUAGUAUGUCAAGUAAUGGAAAUCAGUUAAGAGGUGGACUGACUAGUUUACAAAUAUCAAGACUGUGUUCAGAACGAGUGAAUCGUUCAGCGAUCAAAUUGCUUAUCGAUUCAGAAAAUUAUGGAAAGUGCGAAAAUAUAAAUUAUGAUGGUUGCGUUAAAAUUGUGACGAAAAGUUGGAGGGUUCGAUCACAACUCGGUGUGCCUUCAUUGAGUGCUGUAGUUGUAUCACGUACAUGUGCUGCUAUCCCAGAAGGAUAUGGUGUCGGUUGUUUUAAUUCAGUUGGUGGUGCUGGCAUGAGACGAACUAUAUGUUAUUGUCGAGGUAACUUUUGCAAUCAUUCUGUCAAAACGAAAGAAAUUAACAAAUAUUUUAUCAUUCUUCUUGUUUCGGUAAUUGCUACUUCUCAGUAA
This is a messenger RNA of Schistosoma rodhaini, 771 nucleotides long. Lineage: Eukaryota; Metazoa; Platyhelminthes; Trematoda; Strigeidida; Schistosomatidae. The record is from the annotation of a GenBank genome assembly.